Echinostoma caproni is the source of this 1530-nucleotide messenger RNA. The record is from the annotation of a GenBank genome assembly. Lineage: Eukaryota; Metazoa; Platyhelminthes; Trematoda; Plagiorchiida; Echinostomatidae.
AUGAAGAAAGCUGGUACAUUUUGGCAUUUCACAGACAUUCACUUGGAUUCCACAUAUUAUAUUGAUGAUCUGUUCGGUGUUUGGGGGAAUUAUCGUCGAGAUAGCAGUCUACUUGUGGCCGCCACAGCCAUCGGGAAUGCGACUGAUCUGGAUUGUAUUUUGCAACAACCGGACUUUGUAAUAUGGAGUGGAGACAAUUCACCGCAUAACAACACAUUGACCGCGGAUGAUGUACUGGAAAGUCUCAUGCGGCUAUCGAAUUGGUUCACUUUGUUCGCGGUCUCCAAAAACAUUUCCGUGCUUCCGGUGAUCGGAGAAUACGAUCUGUUCCCGGCGGCCGAAAUUUCUCCACUCAAGGGAAACUUGAGACGUGAGGAAUGGUGCCACCGUCUGGCCACGGAAUCGGACUAUUGGUCCCGAUGGAUUCAAGAAGCGGAAGAGUCUGUGAAACAUGAGCAUGGAUUGCCAAAAGCUUUGUUUAACGAAACAGGUUGUUAUCAUUCGAUGCUGUUGCCGGAAUCGAUCGGACCACAGAUUCUGCUGAUCGGAUUGAAUAGUAUAAUCUGGUAUGUGAAUAAUCCCAAACUGCAGCUUACCGAACAAGACCCAUUGGACCAGUUCCGUUGGCUCAUUGACAGUUUAACAUGGGCCCGGGAAAAUAACGCGAAGGCGAUCAUUGUUACUCAUCUACCCCCAGGAACAGCCGAAUUGCAUCCAACAAGUGGUCAGUAUAUGCAUCCGAAUUACAAUGAUCAGCUAGUAUCGAUACUCCGGGAAUUUUCCGAUGUCAUCAUCACCACAUUGGCAGGUCAUGAGCAUGUGGAUGGAUUCCGAGUGCUAUUGGAUGAGUCGUACAAACCGGUUGGAACAGUGUUCAACGGGCCAUCCGUCGAUCCCCUGGUCUUACCGGAACGAGGAGAUUUCAAUCCCCGCAUCCGAUUGUAUCACUACGAUCGGGAAACCGGUACGCUUUUGAACUAUCAACAACUUUGGUUGAAUUUGUCUACUUCCGGACCGAUAUGGCAGUUGGAGUACACGGCACGCGAUGAGUAUUCUCACCUGACCGAUCUCUCUCCGCAGUCUAUGGCCGAUCUAUUGGAUGAGUUUACCAAAUACAAUAAUCCGGACAAUCAAUGGUCUAAUUAUUGGGAACAUCAACUAGGAUAUCGCCCGCAUGUGAACAAAUCCACCUUGUUCCCCGGUGGCACUUGUCCCAAUGUGGCUUCCGUGUGUCGUUGUGAACAUGUGUGCGCAAUGCGCCAUUUGGAUGCGGAACGGUGGGAAAAAUGCAUAAGUGAUUAUUGUAUGGAUUCAACCAAUCCGCGAUUGCCCACAAUUCGGGAAUUGUCCGUGCGUCAGUUGAAUAUGACUCAACUGAUUGUCCUGGUCACCGUCGGUGCACUCUGUCUGAUCACGUUUAUCCUAAUCACAGUGGUCUGUAUCUAUCGGAAAAAACAACACGGCGCCGGUGGCCGGUCCUGCAGUGUGAAAAGGAAUCCACAUUCCCUGUCCUUCAUUCUCACCACGUGA